Molecule: messenger RNA, 177 nt
Organism: Bipolaris sorokiniana ND90Pr
Lineage: Eukaryota; Fungi; Ascomycota; Dothideomycetes; Pleosporales; Pleosporaceae
Exons: 1
Source: RefSeq, a predicted model, not a curated record
CAAGAAGCUCUCCAAAUAAUACGCGAGCUUGGAUAUCGCUAUCUCUGGAUCGAUGCUUUGUGUAUCAUCCAAGGAGAUAAGAAAGACUGGGCAUCUGAAGCCCGCAAGAUCGCCCAAGUUUACUCUAAUGCUGAGCUUACGAUUGUGGCAGGACGAAGUGAGGAUAGUGCAAAAGGC